Messenger RNA from Phascolarctos cinereus (koala), 964 nucleotides. RefSeq lists its product as uncharacterized. NCBI's taxonomy places the organism in Eukaryota, Metazoa, Chordata, Mammalia, Diprotodontia, Phascolarctidae. The record is from RefSeq and is a predicted model, not a curated record.
AUGCCCAGUCGCUGGGCCGAGCUCCGGGGCUACUUUGGCUGCCCUCAAGCAACAUGGCGGCCUGCGCCUCGGCGCGACCCACCCCCACCAGUAUGGCGCCCGGGCAGUCCACCCCGCGCCCCGCCCCGCCCCGGCCUCUUUUUGCCCACACCCAAUAGGGCCCCCGCGGCGUCGGUCACGUGGGCCUGGGAGUACGGCGCGGGAGAGGGGCCGGGCGGGCGGGCUAGUGCAGGGUGCGCGCUCCCGCGAUCGGCCGUCCGUCCGUCCCGCUGGUCGGAAAGUUUGGCGGCGGCGCCGCGUGAGCCGGGGCGGGCGGCCGGAGAGGGCCCCGCAGGCCAGCGUUCGAGGCAGCGAGAGAGCCCGGAGGAGCGGCGACUGAGGGGGCCAGCCGCCGAGCCCAGCUCCCCCCACCCCGUCCUCGGCCCCCCACGCGCCGCCGCGGACACGCGGGAAGCCCAGCCCGGGCCGCCUCCGACGCGCGAUGCGCGGUCCCCGCUAGCGCGAGCGCGGUUGGGACGAGCGAGCGAGGAGCCCACGGGCGAGCGAGCGAGGCAGCCCACGGGGAGGGGGCUCCCGCUCCAUGCGGCAGGGUCACUGCCGCCGCGCGAGACCCGGUCCCGCCGCGUGUCCCCGCGGGCUCGAGUGACUCCCGGAGCGGCCGCGGGUGGAUGCGGGACGCCCCCUCCAAUGCGGUUGGAGCCCCUGGGUGCUGAGCCCCAGGGGGAUGGAGUGAGGGGCGCCCCCCACGCGCGCUCCUGCCGCUGCGCCUGCUGCGGGGCCCCGCACCCCGGCCAUGCCCGGACCGCUCCCACGGUGGUGACCGACGGCGACCCCGGCGUGCGCUCGGGGCUGAUGCUGCCUGGGCUCUGAUCGACCCUGCUUCGGGGGGGGGUGGGAGGGGACGCGCGUGGCGUGGCUGGCGUGGCUCAGGAGGAGCUCCUCUUCGGACCCGGGCCUGGCUGGA